This is a messenger RNA of Aureobasidium namibiae CBS 147.97, 1179 nucleotides long. RefSeq lists its product as uncharacterized. The transcript is spliced from 2 exons. Lineage: Eukaryota; Fungi; Ascomycota; Dothideomycetes; Dothideales; Saccotheciaceae. The record is from RefSeq and is a predicted model, not a curated record. Gene Ontology annotation, biological process: regulation of transcription by RNA polymerase II. Gene Ontology annotation, molecular function: DNA-binding transcription activator activity, RNA polymerase II-specific; zinc ion binding. Bases 1 to 1179 code for a protein of 392 amino acids.
AUGAUCACACAUAGAAAGACGCGGACCGGCUGCGUGCAGUGCAAGAAACGUCGGAUAAAGUGCGACGAAACCAAACCAAUAUGUGAGAAAUGUAGAAGAACAUCACGAGAAUGCAGUUUCCAGAACCCUCAACCAGAUACGAGUGCUCGUUCUGGAGAGAGUUUCACCCUAAAGGAAAUGGAACUACUGCAUCAUUUCGUCACGCAUACGGCAAAAACACUUUCCGAUCAGACAGAGCAUCAAAACAUUUGGCAGACCGCAGUCGUCAAAGUCGCGUUCAGACACAAGUUUCUGAUGCAUGGAAUCCUCGCGGUUGCUGGUCUCCACGUGUCAGUUACGCGUCAAUGCGAUGAGGAUGACCACUCCAUAUUGGCCGCCAAUCACCAGGACCUGGGCUUGCAAGGAUUUCGGUCUGCUCUGGAGAACUUCAACUCGGAAAACUGCGAGGCGUUAUUUGCUUCGUCGAUUCUGGUCGCGUGCUACAUCAUCGCCUCAUCAGGCACGCGCUUUAACCCCAACCUGUCCACAGGAAGCAUUUUCAACGAGGUCUUGCUCGGGGCUGUGGUAGACUGGAUUCGUAUAUUCAGAGGCACCGACCAUAUUGCUCGUCGUGGUAGGAUGUGGCUCGAGGACAGCCCCCUUGCACCUCUCCUUGUAGACGGACCAUUCUGUCAGUUCACCCAGCCCAUGGAUGAAAAGGCCGUCGAGGAAGACGAAUAUUUAUCCAAUCUACAACAGCUAUGGCAGCCCGGCACUCCCUCUACAAUCGAGGGGACCAGCAGCGAAGAAGCAGCCAUAUAUGACGAGGCCUUACACUACUUGCGGGAAGCAUAUGGUCGUAUGAGCAGAGCCACGGCACCACAAAACACCUGCACAUGGUGCUACAAGAAAUCAUCAGAGACUGAAACUGCUCAUCAAUGUAUCUCACCAAUCCUUGCCGGUCUAUUCUGGUUCGUGCAGAUUCCGAGUGAAUUCUUCGAAAUGCUAGAACAACAUAAGAUCGUCGCUCUUAUUCUGCUGGUACAUCAAGCAGUCCUCAUCAAGCGAAUAGGCAAUCUAUGGUGGAACCGAACGCCGGCAAUAAAAGUCGCGAGUUCUGUUUACUCGACAAUACCCCCGGAGUAUCAUUUCUGGCUCGAAUGGCCAAACCAAGAAAUCGAGUACACUCCCUAUAGCUGA